Vespula vulgaris is the source of this 3587-nucleotide messenger RNA. RefSeq lists its product as uncharacterized. NCBI's taxonomy places the organism in Eukaryota, Metazoa, Arthropoda, Insecta, Hymenoptera, Vespidae. The coding region runs from base 411 to 1346 and encodes 311 amino acids. The record is from RefSeq and is a predicted model, not a curated record. Gene Ontology annotation, cellular component: mitochondrial outer membrane. The transcript is spliced from 3 exons. Gene Ontology annotation, molecular function: protein homodimerization activity; protein heterodimerization activity. Gene Ontology annotation, biological process: intrinsic apoptotic signaling pathway in response to DNA damage; regulation of apoptotic process; extrinsic apoptotic signaling pathway in absence of ligand.
GCUUCGUCGGCCGGCGGACGACGACGACGACGACGACGAAGACGACGAGGACGAGGACGAGGACGAGGACGAGGACGACGACGGCAACGAGGAAGACGAAAAGGAAGAUUUCAAGUUAUUCGUUGUGCGCUUAAUAUUGCGUGCAAAAUUACGUUUCUCUCGAGUGGAGUGGAUGGGAAUCGUCGUUUAAAGUUGCAAUGUUUUUAUGAGAGGAAGAAUUAACGUUCGACGGAAGGAGAUAGGAGACGUAUUGUGAGAGAUAUUCGCGCGUGAGAGUUGAAGAGAGAAAGAGAAAAAUAUAGAGAAAGAGAAGGAGAUAGUAAGAGAGUGAGAGAAAGACAGAGAGAGAGAGAGAGAGAGAAUUUUACGUCGAAGAGAAAGAAAGAAAUAAAGAGAGAAAAGACGCAAGAAUGGCCGGCGACGACGGAGCGCCGAAAACGAACAAUGAGAUCUUCGCAGAAGAGGGAGAAGAGGGAAGGGGUGCGUUAGCGCGGGGAGAACCGCAUUCCAGAGUGGGCGGCAUUCUGGAAUGCGAUCCACCCGGUAACAGGAAUUCACCGAGCAAGCGAGCCUGCAGCGCCGCCGCCGCCGCCUCCGCCGCCUCCGCCGCCGCCACUGUCUCCGACGAAGACGAGGAAGAACUUGAUGAGGAAGCUGAUGAAGAGGAUGGUGGUGGAGAAGGAGGAGAUAGUGGUGGAGGAGGGAUAGUAUACAGAUAUGCCAUCCGGACCGCUACCAGUGCUAUGUCUUUUAUCGAAAUCUGCCAGAUACGCUUGCAACAUCUCUUCCCACAAUUGGCACCACCCCCUCGAUACAAACUCUGUGAGAACUCGAUUGAAUUUACUGCCGAAUGUUUGGCAAACGACGUGAUACGUUAUCUCUUGAAGGAAGACAUUUAUCUAAUAUCAAGAGAUCCGGUAUCUCGCAGCAUGCGGCAUAACGUAUACCGGAUGCUGAACAAGCACAGUAUACUCUUCACAAGUAUGGUCAACCGUUUAAACGUUGUCCCUGAUACCGCUUACGAAGCUUUCGUCGGUGUCGCCGACGAAUUGUUCCUUCGCGGUGGCGUUACGUGGGCGAGAAUCGUUUGUUUGUACGCUUUUAUGGGGAGAUUAGCACUAUGGGCAAGGGAUAGGAGAAUGCACGCAUUGAAAAAGAAAUUACCUUUGUACGUCUCACGUUAUAUCGGCGAAGAAAUAGCUCACUACAUCAAGGGAUACGGAUGGGAACAACUUUGCGUGGAAUAUCCAGUCGCCGAAGAAGUUAGCGGAGCAGUCUGGAGAAGUCUUCUAAUGACAGGUGCAACCCUCGGCUUAGUGACCACCAUAUUAACCGUAACUUCCUGAUACAAUAUCGCAAGUCGUUUAAACCAGGGUACGUUCCGGUCGAAACCCUUUUGCGUACUUAUCUUCUACGAGAACGCGAUCAAAAGGAUAUUCGAACGUGUUCUUUUUUCCCGCGCUUAGGACGCAACCCAACGAAACGAGCGUGACGCUACUACUACUACUACUUCACUACUAUUACUACUACUACUACUAUUACUAUUACUACUACUACUACUACUACUACUUUACUACUACUACUACUACUACCACCACUACCACUACUACUCUACUACUACUACUAUUUCUACUACUAUUACUACACCAUCACCAUCACCACCACACUAUUACUAUUACUACGCAACAACUCACACCACACAGCAAAAGCACAAAUUUGUCGUUGCGUUCCAACGUUAUCCUCGUGCAAUUGAUUCAACGAAAACGAAUCGAACGUAAAUCAAUCAAAAAGACUUUCAUAUCACUGCCAAUUCUUGUCUUUCUCCAUUUUUUUCUUUUUUUGUAAUUUAAUCUAUUCGAGAAACUUGAUGAUAUAAGUGAGAGAGAAGACCGAAGACGAAGAAGAGAACGCGUAGAAUUUCUCCGUUUCUCUUUGAUAAGUGAAUCUAUUGCUUUUUCUUUUUUUUCUUUUUUCUAACGAAUCGUACACGUACAAACACAGGCACACAGACACCAGCACGCAGGCACACACACCAACUUAGUUGACGUUUUUAGUUGAUUUUUUAUUUUCCUUCCUCUUUCCUCCAUCUUUAUUUUUAAUUUUUCCUUUUAUUCCGAAGAAAGUUUUAAUUUUCCCGCUCUUUAGUUAUCACGUAUCGUUAGCCAAUAAUGGAGUCCAUCUUUCCUCUUCCUCCCUUCCUUCCUUCCUUCCUCCCCUGUUCCUCUUCUCCUAAUUGCAAAAUUCGAAUUUCGAAUCUCUUACGAUCAAACAUAGAAUCUCAAAAUUACACUGAAUUUAGGUAGAAGCAAACUAUUUGUAUUUAUUUCUCUAAUUUAUUUUAGGUAGAAAAUAUAUUAAAUAACAAAUUCUAUGAAAUAAUAAUAAUAAUAAUGAUGAUGAUAAAAAUGAUGAUGCAAGGUCGAUUAAAUAAAAAAAAAAGAAUGAUCGCGGCACACUCUUUAUUUUGUUUUUUUUUUUUCAUUAUUGUUUUGUUCGUUUAUUUUAUUAUUAUUAUUAUUGUUAUUGUUGUUAUUAUUAUUAUUAUUAUUAUUAUUAUUAUUAUUAUUUAGUUCUCUUCUCUCUUGCAUGAGAAAAAGAGGCUUCUGGAUAUUUUUUUUUUUCCUUUUUUGUUGUCUUUUCUAGAAAAAAUGGUGGCCGCAAAAUGUAUACCGCAUUUUUUAUAUAUAUAUAUAUAUAUGUAUUUCGAAUUCUAUAUAUAUGUACGUCGAUUGUUUACAACGCGCUCUCGCACGAAAACGAAAAGUUAUGUACGAUAAUUAUUCGGUGAUAAUAAAGUUUUUUUAUGAAAUAAAAAAUUAAAAAAUUAAUAAAUAAAUAAAUAAAUGAAUCGUUUAUCCUUUUUCUUUUCUUUUGUUCUUGUUUUGUCCCCGAUUAUUUCGUUCGCCAUAUUUAAAAAAUAAGAACCAACGAUCUACGUUUUCUCUACUAGACUACUUAUUUCGGAAAAAAAUUAAAAGAAAUAUAUAUAUACUAUAUAUUAUAUUUAUGUAUAUGUAUAUAUAUAAGUGUAUAUAUAUAUAUACGAUACCAUACAAUACGAUCGAUUUAAUGCUGACGAAAAACUAAAUAAAUAAAAAAUAAGAUUUAAGAAAUAGAAUGAAAAUUUUCACUUCGUUUUGUAACAACAAUCAAUACAUAGCAACGACAAUUAUUAUUGUAAAUUUUCUUUUUCCCGAACUUUGAGCGUCCAAUCAGCUCAUACUAUUCUCUCCUGCGAGAGAAUUAGAUUAAACAUUGGAUUCGUUUCUAAUUCUUUUUUUUUUCUUUUUUCGAGGACAGGGUAUUAAAAUUAAUUAGGACAUAUUAAUAAUAAUUAUAGAUUACACAUAAUAAAUGAAACUUCCAAAAGUGAUCGCAACUUUUCUACGUUAUUUUAUCUUCUAUCGAUUGUUUUUUCUCUUAGUUUAUUAUCUUAUUCUUUUUCUUCUUUCAAUCAUUUUUAUCAUCUGUAGUAAACGUUAAAAUGGUUGUAAGUAGUUAAGAUAUCUGAUUUAUAAAUGAUUAUUUAUAUCAUUUAAUAAUGAUUAAUUCGUCAUUGAAAUAAUCAUUUAGUAAAGUUCUUAAAA